AUGACCACAGUGGCCUCGCUCUCCCUGGUGCCGCACCUGCUCAUCAAGCCCUCCUUCCGCUGCCUCUCCCGAAAGGGAGUUGGCAGAUAUGGCGGAAUCAAGGUGUACGCGGUGCUCAGGGAUGAUAGUGCCGACUACCUGAAGGAUAACCACCACUGGGAGGCCCUGUUCCAUGUCGAUGACCCCGGCCCAAGGGUUCCGAUCGAGAAGGGCCAGUACCUGGAGGCCAAGCAGGCGCUCGACGUCGUCCGCUUCGACAUCCAGUACUGUGACUGGAGGGCCCGGCAGGACCUGCUCACCAUCAUGGUGCUUCACAACAAGGUGGUGGAGGUUCUUAACCCUUUAGCGAGGGACUUCAAGUCGGUUGGGAACCUGAGGAAAGACCUUGACGGUCUACAGGAGGAACUGGCAAAGGCUCACAACCAGCUUUAUUUAUCGGAAUCCAGAGUGUCGUCGGCCCUCGAUAAGCUAGCACAAAUGGAGACGGUGGUCAAUGAGAGGCUGUUGUCGGAUGGGAGCGCUUUCGCAAACACGGCCGAUUGCGCUUCUCUUGAUCCGAGUACUUCUCUUGAUACAACUACGAGCACUUCCUCCACGGUCCGACUCGGAGCUAAAAAACCGAAGCGUCGCAGUCUCAACAUUUCUGGCCCUGUCAAGCCUUACAGUGCCAAUCUGAAGAACUUCUGGUACCCGGUGGCUUUUUCCAGUGACCUGAAGGAUGACACAAUGGUGCCCAUAGAUUGUUUCGAGGAACAGUGGGUAAUAUUCCGCGGAAAAGAUAAAAGGCCUGGAUGUGUGCAGAAUACAUGUGCUCACAGAGCCUGCCCUCUUGAUCUUGGUUCAGUGAAUGAGGGUAGAAUCACUUGCCCUUACCAUGGGUGGGAGUAUUCGACUGACGGAAAAUGCGAGAAAAUGCCAUCAACAAAGAUGCUCAACGUGCGCAUCCGGGCAUUGCCGUGCUUCGAGCAAGAAGGAAUGGUCUGGAUCUGGCCCGGCGAUGACACCCCUACACCCACCAUCCCUUCCUUGCUGCCCCCUUCAGGGUUUACAAUCCAUGCAGAGAUAGUGAUGGAGCUACCGGUGGAACAUGGACUUCUCUUGGACAAUCUACUAGACCUCGCUCAUGCCCCUUUUACUCAUACAUCCACCUUUGCCAAGGGCUGGAGUGUUCCAAGCUUUGUGAAGUUCUUGACACCUACAUCUGGGCUCCAAGGGUACUGGGAUCCUUAUCCCAUCGAUAUGGAGUUCCGACCGCCCUGCAUGGUCUUGUCAACCAUUGGCAUCUCCAAGCCUGGAAAGCUAGAAGGGAAGAGCACCCAACAAUGUGCAACGCAUCUCCACCAGCUCCAUGUAUGCUUGCCCUCAUCGACGAAUAAAACCAGGCUGUUGUACCGGAUGUCUCUCGACUUCGCACCCUGGAUGAAGCACAUGCCUUUCAUGCACCUGUUGUGGUCACAUUUCGCUGAGAAGGUCUUGAAUGAGGAUCUGCGGCUUGUGCUCGGCCAACAAGACCGAAUGAACAAUGGAGCUAACGUUUGGAACUGGCCAGUGUCGUAUGACAAGCUCGGCAUCCGGUAUCGGCUAUGGAGGGAUGCAGUCGAGAGGGGUGUCGAUCGGUUACCGUUCAGCAACGAAAUUGAGAGUGGAUCAUAG
Molecule: messenger RNA, 1653 nt
Organism: Triticum turgidum subsp. durum (durum wheat)
Lineage: Eukaryota; Viridiplantae; Streptophyta; Magnoliopsida; Poales; Poaceae
Source: the annotation of a GenBank genome assembly